Molecule: messenger RNA, 660 nt
Organism: Perkinsus marinus ATCC 50983
Lineage: Eukaryota; Perkinsozoa; Perkinsida; Perkinsidae
Exons: 4
Coding region: 19-417 (132 amino acids)
Source: RefSeq, a predicted model, not a curated record
AGUUUCCUAGUGUUCUACAUGGCUGUCAUCACAGUCCAAGUACCCGUUGGGGCAUCACCAGGGAGCACUAUUCAGAUUGUUGAUCCAACUAGCGGUACACCUCUCCAAGUUCAAGUACCUCAGGGUGUGUACUCUGGUCAGACAUUCCAGGUGCAAACCCCAGGGAGUUCAGGAGCGGCCCCUCCAUAUAAUCCCCCGUCCAGUAACAUACCAUAUGCAAAUGGUAACCCAUAUGGUGGAUACAAUGCUGGCUCGCAGCCUCCACCCUAUGGACAGCCUUAUAACGCUCCUCCUCAGCAAGUUAUCUACACUACACAUUCUCCUAAUCAAGGAAAGAGUAAUUCUGACGAUGCCUGCUGUGCGUUCUUACUAGGAGCUUGUGCUUGCUGCACGCUAUGUUGUUUGUUGGACAACUGAAUAAUGGGCUCCCUCUUCCCCUCUACUACGACCUAUUGCUUUUGUAUGCCGUCCGGUCCUCAGUAGGAUCUAUAAGCCUCAAUGACGUGGUAGGGGAGGUAGACGACCUUCCUCAUCACUAAUAGUGAUUCCCUACAAUGUAUUAUUGAGCUCUCACGUUUCAUCGAUACACGCUGUGUCGUUGAGUAUCCAUUAUAUAAGUAGAUGAGACAAUCAGUUGAACACCAUCAUUCUACCACAUCA